Messenger RNA from Psammomys obesus (fat sand rat), 561 nucleotides. Its product is annotated as coiled-coil domain-containing protein 82-like. The annotation marks the transcript as partial. The transcript has 2 exons. Lineage: Eukaryota; Metazoa; Chordata; Mammalia; Rodentia; Muridae. The record is from RefSeq and is a predicted model, not a curated record.
AUAGAGGAGGAUAUUGAAGAUGAAUGCAUCAAGCCAGGAAAAAGAAAAAGGUCUCUGCUUUGUGACAGUGAUGACAGUGAUGACAGUGAUGACAGUGAUAUCCUAGUUAGAAAAGUAGGUGCCAAACGCCCCUGCAGGAUGGUUGAAGAUGAAGGUUCUUCACUGGAAAUGGAACAAGAAACCCCUGGAAAAUCACCAGCUGCUCAAAAGCGAGAAUACUACCAGAAACGAAAGGAACGCUCAGAAAGAUCACGCCAGAGACAGAGACGCAACAGUGGUAAAAGUUUUGAGGACUCUGAAAAAGAAUCUUGUUCAAGCGUUGAUGAAGAUGAGGAUGAUUACAAAUAUGAUGAAAAUGGCGAUAAUUAUGUAAUUGAUGGUUUUGUAGUGCCAGAUGAGGAAUGUGAAGAGGAAAGUAAAAAUCAACAAGGAGAAAAUUUGACUGCAUCACAACUGAAAUUAUUAAAACAAAAUUCUCUUUGUAAGUUAAAUAUGAAGAUGAUGUUUUGCAUCUUCUUCAGAUCAUUUUAUAAUGCAUCAAAGCCUAUUAGUAUCAUCUAA